Anolis sagrei ordinatus is the source of this 1862-nucleotide messenger RNA. RefSeq names its product 17-beta-hydroxysteroid dehydrogenase 14-like. Gene Ontology annotation, biological process: steroid catabolic process. Gene Ontology annotation, cellular component: cytosol. The record is from RefSeq and is a predicted model, not a curated record. NCBI's taxonomy places the organism in Eukaryota, Metazoa, Chordata, Lepidosauria, Squamata, Anolidae. Gene Ontology annotation, molecular function: estradiol 17-beta-dehydrogenase [NAD(P)+] activity.
AGUGUUGUAUGUGUUUAAAAGGCCAACUGGAUGUGGGGUCAUCAGCCAGACUUGCAAGAGGAGCUGUGAUGGCAACUGGGCUGCAGUAUCCGGGGAAGGUGGUCAUAGUAACGGGGGGUACCCGGGGCAUCGGCGAAGCCAUCGUCAAAGAAUUUGUCCACCAAGGAGCCAAAGUGGUUUUCUGUGCCACAGAAAGAGAAGAAGAUCAGGGGAAGGCGAUUGUGCAGGAACUGAAGCAUUGCGGGGGCCCUGGAGAAGCAUACUUUCAGAUCUGUGAUGUUCGCUGUGAAAGAGCUAUUCAGAAUCUGGUUGCUGUGACCAUUGAACUUUAUGGAUGCCUUGACUGCUUGGUGAACAAUGUUGGAGUUCAUCCCCCUUACCGAACAAUUGAUGAAUGCACGGCGGAAGAUUUCCACAACCUCAUGGCCAUCAAUGCUGGCAGCUACUUCUUAGCAUCUAAGUAUGCUUUGCCAUUCCUUCGUAAGACAAAAGGGAACAUCAUCAAUAUGUCCAGCAUUGUCGGCAAUUUUGGAGACAGAAAAUCCCCAAUUUUUGUCGCAACUAAGGGUGCUAUUACUGCGAUGACAAAAGCUCUGGCCAUCGAUGAGAGCAAGUAUUGUGUCCGAGUCAACAGCAUCUCACCUGCCAAUGUCUGGACUUCAAUGUGGGCAAGACUUGCAAAUGAAGACUCUGAUCCAGAGGCAGCAAUCCAGAAAGGCAACGAUUUUCAGCUUAUGGGACGGAUGGGGACCCCUGCAGAGAUUGCGAAGGCUGCCCUGUUCCUUGCUGCCGAUGCCACAUUCUGCACAGGAUUUGACCUUGUGGCCAGUGGUGGAGCUGAGCUUGGCUUUGCCCAUAAGAGUCAAGUUACUCCUGGAUGUGGCUCUAAAAACUAGUGGAGUCAACCAGGUGGAAUGCCARUCUAUCUGACUGYCACCUCACAAGGUAGUUGUAUCCAUGCAUUGCARUCUAUGCAGAAAAAAWUGCAGGAGGAUUCAUGCUUCCUUCUCAAUGUUUGUUUGAUUAUAACUCUCAGYAGCUAAUACAGUCUAUGUGAAGAAAGCACCGGAUGUUGCAGUCCAGCAACAUUUGGAGGGCAACAUGAUUGUCAGGUAAUCACCCAAGUAAUAUAAUACAUUCAGAUAUUAUAAGAAUGAAGAAUGUGCUUUGCCCCAGGGCUAUCUUCUUGUUUUGGAAUGGCAACAGGUACAGUUUUCCAAUCUCUCCAUUACCCAUAUAAGAAAAGGCUAAAAGUAAAGUUACUCCUGGAUGUGGCUCUAAAAACUUGUGGAGUCAAUCAGGAUGGGAGGACUGCAUUGGCUACAAGAUUGAAUGCCAGUCUAUUUGAUUUCCAUUCAGGUAGAGGGCUACCUCACAAAGUAGUUGUAUCAUAUAUUGUAGCCCAUGCAUAAAAGUUUGUGGGAGGAUCCAUUCCUCCUUCUAAAUGUUUGUUUGACUAUAUCUUCCAGCAGCCAUCAACUAAUAUAGCCUAUGAGAAGAAAGCGCUGGAUGUUGCAGUCCAGCGGCAUCUGGAGGGCCGUAUGAUUCCCAUGUAAUCAUGAGGUACUUCAGACAGAAGAGAUACCAUAAAUUCAGAUAUGAUAAGAACGAAGGUCCUUUGCCCAAGGGCUGUUUUCAAAAGCAGAAUGGCAACAGGUACAGUUUUUCCAAACUCUGCAUUACCCAUAUAAGAAAAGUUCAAAAACUUUUGGAAUUCUAAAUUUGUGGUUUCCAGCAUUUAGUCCUCCAGUUGUUUUGGUGCCCCAUUUCAAUCACAUCCUCUGCCAAGGAAUAGGUCCCAUCCCAUAUCAUUCCCAGAUGGCAACUCAGAUUUGAGAUUUAGCAAAUUGUCCCCAAAUCUG